AUCAAGUGCAGGAGAAAUGGGCGAGGGUGCCAAUGGAAAAGAACUCCACUACAAGAGAGUACUAGUUCAUCGAAUAAUUUCUGGGUUUGUAGUACAAGGUGGUGACAUAUCUCAUGGGGAUGGGAAGGGAACUGAAUCUGUAUAUUGUGACACCUUCCCUGAUGAGAAUUUCAAGGUCAAACAUUCACAUGCAGGUAUUGUUUCCAUGGUGAAUUCUGGACCUGAUUCCAAUGGCUCACAAUUCUUCGUAACCACAGUCAAGGCCAGCUGGUAAGUCAUUUCACUUAAAAGAGUAGAAAGGCUUAUCCAAUUAAAUCCAACGGCAAACUCUUAGAGAACUUGCUUAUAGGCAUGUGCCACAUUAUGAGCCUUCCAAAGACCAUGAUGUCAAUAGUUAUAGGGAUUAUUAUUAUGGACCUUCUGUAUGUCAUGAACCUCAAUAUGCAAACCCUAAUGACUAUUCACACAUGUAUCAUCCACCAUUGGGUGAAAGUGAACAUCUAGACAAUACCCAACUCACACAUUUGUCACUUGUGAAUCAGUUAGAGGCUCGGAUCA
This is a messenger RNA of Papaver somniferum (opium poppy), 558 nucleotides long. Its product is annotated as peptidyl-prolyl cis-trans isomerase CYP21-1-like. NCBI's taxonomy places the organism in Eukaryota, Viridiplantae, Streptophyta, Magnoliopsida, Ranunculales, Papaveraceae. Gene Ontology annotation, molecular function: peptidyl-prolyl cis-trans isomerase activity. Bases 17 to 274 code for a protein of 85 amino acids. The transcript has 2 exons. Gene Ontology annotation, biological process: protein folding; protein peptidyl-prolyl isomerization. The record is from RefSeq and is a predicted model, not a curated record. Gene Ontology annotation, cellular component: intracellular membrane-bounded organelle.